Molecule: messenger RNA, 1554 nt
Organism: Funneliformis mosseae
Lineage: Eukaryota; Fungi; Glomeromycota; Glomeromycetes; Glomerales; Glomeraceae
Source: the annotation of a GenBank genome assembly
AUGCAAAAACGACAAUAUACGCCUCUCCCAACUAUUACUCCUUCACCAAACUCUCCUCAGGGGGUGAGUAGUCCUCAAAUCGAACCUCAAAUCCCUGGCAGACAACGUACGAAAGGAAAGCAGCCGAAUAGAACAACAAAAACUUCUCAAAAGCUUAAGUUGUUCCCUGCAGAACAAGAAGCUGCUCCUCCUGCUGAAACAAAUGAAACUUACAAUCAAAUUGGACAAUUACCUAAAGGUACUGCUCGAAUUGAAGCAGAAAAAUUCAGUAAACAAGAGAGGCUUCUACUUCCUCGAGUAACCGCCUACUGCACUGCCUCAGCUUAUCGGCUAGAUGAGUUAUUCAAGAAUCUCCAAAGCCGAAAAUCAACAAACGGGUCGACGCCUAAACGUUUUGAUGAAUGUAUUUACACUCCGUUUACCUUCAAGACACCUAAACCGCCUGUUGCUGAUCUUUUGGGUCUUGAUGAUUCAUUACUUUCACCUCUUUUACAAGAACAUAUCUCUGAAGUAUUCUUCUUUGAAUACGGCGUCGUAGUGAUAUGGGGUAUGAAAGAAGACGAGGAGAAGGAUUUAUUGCGAGAACUUUUUCCAUUUGAAGACGAAAAAUUGGGUUCCGAAGAUGUUGAAACCGAAGAAUUUCAUUACCACUACGCUGCAUCGUAUCAACCAAGAAUUUAUAAUGAUGUGAUAACUCUUAAAAAUGCCGGCAAUUAUAUGGUCAAACUUACAAUAUCUCAUGCUAUUGCACAAUCCGUAAAAAUGACUUUAUUUGAAGGAUUGAUUGAAGAAACAAUUGAAGCGACUAAACAUAUUCCACAAACUAUGGCUGAGACAGGAAAAGUUCAAAUGUCCAGAACGGCCAUUACCAAGAAAAUCGGACAGUUGUUCAUUAUGAGAAUCAAUGUAAAUUUGGUUAGUAACAUUUUAGAUACUCCAGAAAUAUUUUGGUCAGAGCCCUCAUACGAACCUUUGUAUACAGCCAUAAGGGGUUAUCUUGAGAUUUCGCAACGCGUAGAAUUAUUAAAUCAAAGAGUAGCCGUAAUAAGUGAUCUUUUGGACAUGCUUAAAGAGCACUUGACGAGUUCUCACGGCGAACAACUUGAAUGGAUUGUAAUUGUUCUAAUUGCAAUCACCUCACAGUCUACUCUCCUUCUUCAAAAACAGCUUAAAGAACUGUCAAAGCAUCCCGUAGAAGGGUUUUCGGCGGGACUUGUUGACAAUGAUAACAUUUAUGAGGACUAUCCAUUGAUGCCUCCAAAGCUGAAAUUCAUGUCUGAUAUGUGGCAUCCUAAUGUUUAUCCUGACGGUGAAGUUUGCAUUUCAAUUUUGCAUCCCCCUGGCGAAGAUAAAUAUGGCUACGAGGACGCGGGUGAAAGAUGGAUGCCAGUGCAUACAGUUGAAACUAUUUUGUUGAGUGUUAUCUCGAUGCUUUCAACUCCUAAUGAUGAAUCUCCCGCAAACAUUGAAGCUGCUAAAGAAUGGCGUGAAGAUUAUCCGACAUUCAAGAAAAAGAUCCAACGUAUAGUCCGAAGAUCGGCCGAUAUGUUAUAG